Messenger RNA from Cucumis sativus (cucumber), 2802 nucleotides. RefSeq names its product B3 domain-containing transcription factor ABI3. The coding region runs from base 43 to 2259 and encodes 738 amino acids. The record is from RefSeq and is a predicted model, not a curated record. Gene Ontology annotation, molecular function: DNA binding; DNA-binding transcription factor activity. Lineage: Eukaryota; Viridiplantae; Streptophyta; Magnoliopsida; Cucurbitales; Cucurbitaceae. The transcript is spliced from 6 exons.
UGGAAUAAAGUUUUAGUUUUUGAGAGGAAAAAGAAAGAAGAAAUGAAUGAUCUUGUUGAAUUUCAUUCUCAAGAUUUGCAUGCAGGGUUUGUAAAGGAACAACAACAAGAAAUUAUGGAUCAUACACAGAUCUGGCUUCAUGAUCAUCAACAACAACAUCAAAAUCAUCAAACUCAUCAAAAUUUUCUAUCUGAUAAUGAUGAUGAUGCUUUGAUGUUCUACUCAGAUUUCCCUCCACUUCCUGAUUUCCCAUGCAUGUCGUCGUCUUCGUCGUCGUCGUCAACUCCUGCUCCGGUUAAAGCCACGGCUUCGUCGUCAUCGUCAUCCUCGUCUUCCUCAGCCACUUCAUGGGCACUUUUGAAAUCAGAUGGUGAUGAAAUUACUGAAGAUGUCAAACCAAAUUAUGAUAAUAACAAAUUAUCAUCGCCGGUAGCAGAGAACGGGUUCGAUUGUACGGACGAGAUGAUGAUGGAGAGUUUUGGGUACAUGGAUUUACUCGAAGAUAGUAAUGAGUUUUUCGACCCAUCGUGUAUAUUCCAGAACGAAGAACAACAAGAACAACAAGAAGAAAAAGUUGUAGUUGUAGAAGAAGAAGAUCAAGAGGGUAAUUUAGAGGAUUUGCAAUUGGAGAGAUUUGAAGAAGUUGAAAUGGAGGAUUUGAUGAUGAUGCAUGGCGGUGAUGAGAGUAAGGAUAAUAGUAAUAAUAAUAUUAAUGUGGAGAAAUUAGAAAACGAUGUCGUUGAGGAGGAAGAUAUGGCUAAAGUGUUUUUGGAGUGGUUGAGGAGUAAUAGAGAAACGGUUUCUGCUGAUGAUUUGAGAAAUGUUAGGAUUAAAAAGGCCACAAUCGAAAGCGCCGCCCGCCGUCUCGGCGGCGGCAAGGAAGGAAUGAAGCAGCUUUUGAAGCUUGUUCUUCAAUGGGUUCAAACAAAUCAUCUCCACAAGAGGAAAUUCAGAGACCUCACUGUUGAAACUGAUGCCCAUUUCUUAGGGUUUCAAAACAACCCUAAUUCCUCAUCCAACCUCCCUUGGAUCCAAACCCCAUCCCCGUUACCGCCUCCACCUUUGUAUUCUCCAUCGAUGAUUGGGUAUGUUCCGGCAACGGGUGGAGAUGCGUAUGGUGCUGGACGGGGUUUUUCCGAUCAUUAUGGUCAGUUACUUGAUUCCUCCUUGUCCUGGAGUAAUAGUAGUAGUGGUAAUAAUAAUAAUAAUUUUUCGGGACAGUUUGGGCUACCCCCAUCGCAUUUCAAUUCGUAUGUUGAUAAUUUUGCGACGGGCCCCCCUCUGCCACCGCCGCAACCGCAAGGUUUUGCAGCGGGAUACGGUGGAGGGCGUCAGUUCCCUUAUAUGGGUCAGUAUUUCCAAGGGCAGGGUGGUGGUGGUGGUGGUGGUGGUGGUGGUGGCGGCGGCGGCGGCGGCGGUAGUGGUGGUGGUGGUGAGAAUGGUUUGGUUAGGUUGGAUUCAUCCGCAACGAAGGAGGCUCGGAAGAAGAGGAUGGCUAGACAGCGGCGAUUCUCGGUACACCAUCGCCACCAUGGUGGGCACCACGGGAAUGGCCACCAAAAUCAGCAUCCGACUCAGAUGAAUCCGAAUGCUUCAGAUCAUUGCAACAUGGCUACAACUGCUCAGCCCAAUGCCGGAAACUGGGUCUACUGGCCCUCCCCAACCGGUGCAGGAGCCUCUUCCACCACAUCGUCUGGUUUUCCAGUGGACUCAUCGCCUCUGCAUGCUGCUGAUCGCUCUAAUUCCUCACUGCAGAAUCAGAACUAUCCUCCACGAAUCCCAUCGGACCGGCGACAGGGAUGGAAACCAGAGAAGAAUUUGAAGUUUCUAUUACAGAAGGUUUUGAAGCAAAGUGAUGUGGGCAAUUUGGGAAGAAUUGUAUUGCCAAAGAAAGAAGCAGAAACCCAUCUCCCAGAACUGGAGGCAAGAGAUGGGAUUUCCAUUGCCAUGGAAGACAUCGGAACUUCAAGAGUUUGGAAUAUGCGUUAUAGGUAUUGGCCAAACAAUAAAAGCAGAAUGUAUCUCCUUGAAAAUACAGGGGACUUUGUAAGAGCCAAUGGACUUCAAGAAGGAGACUUCAUCGUCAUUUACUCCGACAUAAAGUGUGGAAAAUAUAUGAUUCGAGGAGUGAAAGUACGGCAACCAGGAUCGAAACCCGAGAGCAAAAGGCCGGGAAAAUCACAGAGAAGCCACACGACUGCAGCUGGCAAUGGGUCGUCACCUUCAGCAACAACCAUCGCGACCCCGAAGAGACACUAAAGAACGCAAGAGAGAGAAACCCAUUUUCUCUCCUCGUUUAAGGGAAGUGAAAUGCAACAAAUGUAGGGGUGGAUUUCGUCUAUUUCCAACAGCUUUUUUCUGAUUCUGUUAAAAGACAUUUAAGACUUGAAGGGGCAUUGGCCACUGCAUGAAGAACAGAGACAAAAGCAACCAUACGUAUAUAUAUAUAUAUAUAUAUAUGUGAGAAAUGAUGAAAGGUAAAAAGAGAGGAUUUUGCGUUAUUGUGAAGCCUUGUUUCUCUCUUUUUCUAUGGUCAGCAAAAUUAGAGCGAUAAAUGCGAUGAGAUAUGAAAUGAAAUGGAGAGGGAUAAUUGGAAUGUAUUUUGGUGUUUUUUUCUUUCUUUCUUUCUUUUUUUUUUACCAUUAUAGGCUUCGUUGGUAAUUAAGGUUUUUUCUUUUAGCUUUCAAUUUGUAACAUAUGCCAUAUUAUUGUUAAUUAUUAUGUGGCCUUGUAUACUUUAUGUGGCUUAGUAUGAACAAAUUAAAGAAAUAAUGCUAUUCGCUAGAAACAUUUGAUGUUUGA